GUAUUUAUUAAUUAAAAGUGUUUAGACCGAACAAAAUUAAAAUUUGAGUUAAAUUAAGACGUAUUUCUAAAGAGACUCUAGAUUUUAAACUUUAAUUAAACCUCGACGACUUUAUAAAGUUAAAAAUUAUUUGCAAAAUAAAUAAAGACGCGGCGACAAGUGUACGGGACAGAUGGGAAAUACAAACUAACGUGAUUUUAAGCGACAAAAUUGAAAAUUUCCAUUUUAAAUAAAUUAGUUUCCGCUUAAAGUGACGGUCGCGUCAAUGUCUGUCUAUUUCCUUUUUCACAUACAUACAUGUAUGUACGCUGAGUAUAGACACCAACAAUUAGAAGAAUUAUCCUGCCUUUGAGGUCUUGUCAUAGUAAUGCUUUAACAAACAACACAUAUUACAUUCCAAAAGAGACGUGACAGAAAAAACGUUUAACACCAACACCUCCGUUAGAUGACCAGAUGACGAGGAAAAGUUUCUUAGAAAAGAAAUCCUCUUAUUCGUUAUUCGGCUCAUUAUAAUGAUGACAUUAUAAAUGUAUUUUUAACACCCCAACAAGAAAGGAAUUUACCACAAACUCAAAAUUGAAAAAAAAGACAAAUUUGCAUUAACACGGCGGUACCUGUACAGCUUAAAUAGCAACAGGUAGCGGAUUUUCGCAGCGCAAUAAAAGCGUUUGGGAUUUAUGAUAGCGCAAAAGGAAAUAACGCUAAAAUUUUCGCUGAUAUUCCCAAACUACCUAAAAGGUAUUUAAGGUUUAUCUUCGCCAACAAACAGCAUCAGUUGAGCAACAACUUUUCACAGGAUAACAACAUUUUGGUUAUUUCAACAAAUUUGAAUUAUUGUGAUAAAAGUUUAUUAAAAAAACAAAAAGGACAUCAAUUACAAAAUGAGUGAUAUUUACGAUUACGCCUAUAUGCAUGUCAUGCGCCAUCAAGUGGAAGUUAAUAAAUAUACCUCGGCUCCCAUAGAUGAUUCAUCAGCAGAAAAUCUAGUCAAUACUGAGGAUUUUUCACCACGAGAUCUGCAAUUGUUCAUGGACAGUCUGGAGACCAUCACACGCUUGGAAAAGGCAAAAUAUGAACGUCGUCAAAGACGUAAGAUUCAAAGUCAUCAGGAAUCCUUUGAAUAUUCGAAAAAGAUCAUCACCUGUUUAGAUUCUUCGCUGGUGGGCUCAUCAUUGGCCGAUGAAGAUGCCAAAAGUACUUAUACCUCUGAAUCUGAUUACAUCUAUGAUGAAACAUAUUUCGGCAUGAGUUCUCAAGGCACCAGCAAUGCCACCUAUAGUAAUCUAACAGUGGACUCUCUGAAAUCAUUUUCCUCCGACUCUGAAGAAUCCGGUGUAUUCCUUAACAAUACCCAAGAUGAUCAUCUCUAUGAAAACAUUGAUCCCAUACGGCCGAGAUCAAAAGUAAUUUCUCAUCCUAAAUGUAAAUCUCUCAAAUCUCGUCUUAUUUCGUUAAUUAUGAAGAAACAAUAUGUACAACCCGAAUCACCGGCCGUUGAUAUGCUCUCCUCCACCACUUAUGGUGAGGACAGUGAAGAAACUGAAAUUUAUGAUCGUGUCCUGGACGAUGUCAUACAGCAUCAAUUCACCAAAAAUCCCAAAAAAGGCAAGCGAAAAUAUCGUUCCUCAUCGAAAAAACAAUCCGAAACCGUUAGCGCUGAAGAAAAGUUCCUGGAUAAAGCCAUGCGUUUCUUAACUUUAUAAAAGUUUGAAAUAACAAGAGAACAGCAAACCUCUAGAUCUUUUGUCAAAUUUCUCGAUCAAAGAUCAAAGUGAUAUUUGAUAAGAAAACUUAGUAAAAUUAGUCUAUAAGUUCUUAAAAGAAUGAAAA
Molecule: messenger RNA, 1830 nt
Organism: Lucilia cuprina (Australian sheep blowfly)
Lineage: Eukaryota; Metazoa; Arthropoda; Insecta; Diptera; Calliphoridae
Exons: 1
Coding region: 882-1703 (273 amino acids)
Source: RefSeq, a predicted model, not a curated record